AUGUCGCCUUGUGACAACGUCAAACAAUUGAUCCAAAAGCUAACGCUAGAGGAAAAGGUUUCGUUGCUUUCGGAAGCCGAUUCAUGGCAGAGCAAAGAAAUAAGUUGUCUAGGUAUCGGUUCAUUCAAGACUACCGAUGGCCCCUCGGGGGCACGGGGACAUUUUUCUGUUGACGGUCCCACGGCUGCGUUUCUCCCUGGGCCAAUAUGCCAAGCGGCCACCUGGUCCAAGGAUCAAAUUCGAUCUAUUGGACGCCUGCUUUGUGACGAGUCCAAGACGAAGGCGUCGCAAGUCUUACUUGCUCCAACCAUCUGCUUAGCACGAAAUCCCCUUGGUGGUCGGAAUUUCGAAAGCUUUGGAGAAGAUCCCUUCUUGACAGGGUCUUUGGCAGCCGAGUAUGUUGCUGGACUGCAGGAGACGGGCGAAGUUAUGGCCACGCCUAAGCACUUCGUCGCCAAUGAACAAGAGUGGCAACGCUUCAGUAUUGAUGCCAGGGUUCACGAAAAGGCCCUGCGAGAGCUUUAUCUCAAACCUUUCGAGAUGGUGGUACGCUCAAGCACUCCUCCCGGGUGUAUCAUGACUUCGUACAAUGUGAUCAAUGGCGUGCAUGCCGACAUGAACACUCAUCUGAUUCAGCAAGUGCUUCGUGGCGAAUGGGGCUACAAGGGCCUUGUCAUGAGUGAUUGGGGGGGUACCAACUCAGUGGUCGAGAGUGCCCUAGCAGGGUGCGACCUGGAGAUGCCUGGCCCGACUUUGAGAAGAGGCAAACAACUUCUCGAGGCCGUCAAAUCAGGCAAGGAAACCGAAAAGCUGCUGGCAGCCAUCGAUGAUUCAGUGGGCCAGGUACUCUCGCUGUGUGAAAGAUUGGGACUUCUAAAUCUGUCGGCUGAACAGGCAGAAGAAACGCGCCAAAAGCUGGAGCAGUCCUCGACGAAUCAGGAGGGCAUCAAGCUCAUGCGAACGGUCGCUGCCCAAGGAGCUGUUUUGUUGAAGAAUGACAAGGGAACAGUUCCUCUGAAAACAAAGUCCCUUUCGCACAAGCAAGUCGCUUUUAUCGGACCCAAUGCGAAGAUUGGAACACCAGGCGGCGGUGGUUCUGCAAUCAUGAACCCGCAAUACCUCAGCCAGCCGAUGGAUGCAUUCCAAAGCGCAGCCAAAUCCCAAGGUCUGGAUAUUGACGUGGUAUAUUCUCAAGGAGCUUACAGCAAGAAGUGGCUUCCAUUGCUCAAGGCAAACCAGUGGGAAGCUUGCACCCCAGAACAAAACAAAGCGCUGAUUCGGAUCGACUUCUUCUCAACUACCGAUCUCUCUGGGCCAAUUCUCGAGACUCAGUAUCGCGACAGCUCUUGGAUUGACUUACUGGACUCGGCUCCAAUCGUACUUCGGCAGGACCGAGUCCCGCCCUAUUCAUUCCGCGUUUCAUCAAGCCUCAUACCUCAAUCGACCGGGACACACCUCUUUAGUGUGGCGAGCGUAGGCGGAGCUCGCGUUUUUGUGGAUGGCGAGCUGAUUAUGGAGAACAUCAACUGGACUGAGAGAUCCGAGACGUUCUUUGCAUUUGGUAGCGUUGAAAAAACCAGUUCAAUGAGAAUGCAAGAAGGUCCAUCAUACAGCGUAGUUAUUGAGGGCUGGACCAAACCCGGCGCGGAGGAGAGCGAGCUGGAGCAUGUCUUCGCGUCACACCCAUCACUGCGAAUCGGCUUCCAAGAAGAGCUUCCUACAGACAUGAUUGACCAAGCUGUCAAGGUUGCUGAUGAGAGCGAGUAUUCGGUGGUCAUUUUGGGACUCGAUGAUGAGUGGGAGAGCGAGGGUUAUGAUCGCCAGACAAUGGACCUGCCAGGAAACCAGAACGAGCUAGCAGAAGCACUGCUGACCAGAUGCAAACGCCCCGAGCGUCUGAUCUUUGUCAACCAGUCUGGCUCUCCUGUCGAGCUACCUUGGGAGAAUAGAUGUAGCACUCUGAUACAGGCUUGGUACGGAGGGCAAGAGGCUGGCAACGCCCUGGCAGACUUGCUUCUGGGAGUUGUCAACCCCUCUGGUCGAAUGCCCAUGUCAUGGCCCCGAAAGUACAGCGACCUUCCUUUUGCUGUGGAUCCAGAAAUGUGGCCAGGAGUCAAUGGCCAAGUGUGGUACAAAGAAGAUUGUCGGAUUGGUUACCGAUAUUACUUGAACAGCGGUAUCAGCCCUCACUUUUGGUUCGGUUACGGGCUGAGCUACACCCAAUUCACGACGUCAAUCACGCUCAAGAGCACGGAAAAAGACUCUUGGGUUUUCACCGCAGACGUUGAAAACGUUGGCGCUGUUGAAGGCCAAGAGGUGGUCCAAGUCUAUGCCUGGUCAUCGGAGCAAGAGUUGGAACGAAGACUGGUUUCUUUCGAAAAGACCUCGAUGGCAGACGACCGGGGCGAGUAA
Molecule: messenger RNA, 2412 nt
Organism: Ilyonectria robusta
Lineage: Eukaryota; Fungi; Ascomycota; Sordariomycetes; Hypocreales; Nectriaceae
Product: glycoside hydrolase superfamily
Exons: 4
Coding region: 1-2412 (803 amino acids)
Biological process (GO): glucan catabolic process
Molecular function (GO): beta-glucosidase activity
Source: RefSeq, a predicted model, not a curated record